AAGGAGCAGAGAGGGAGAGAGAGCCAGGGAGGGAGAGAAAGAGGGAGUGUGUGUUUUACAGAUAGAGAGCAAAGCAGGUACAGACUUUACACUGAAGACCUCUGAAGCUGCCUUUGAUAUUACACUGUUUGGAGAAAAUUGCAUGUCAGCUGUUUGUUGGAGACCUCUGCAAUUCCCCCUGACUGCUGUGGAGAAGAAGAUCUUGCUUCUGAAACCUCUCCCUUUGAUUGGCUGUCACACUUUAGGCUCCCCCUCCUCUCUCUCUCUCUCUGACUCCCCUCUUCUCUCUCUCUCUCUCUCUCCUCUGUGGUACAAACCCCCUUCCAUACUGUCCUCAGGCUUACCUGAGCCACAACUGCAGAGACGCUGGACACCCCUCCUCCUCCUACUCCUCCUCCGCGCACACAUAGACACACACACACACACACACACACACACACACACACCCACCACAACACGCUGUCUCUCUCACACACACACACUCAGCUUUUCACCUGGAGAGGGCAGGCGCAAGAGACGGCAUGUGCAGCAGCAGCAGCAGCAACAGCAGCAGCAGCAGCAGUGUGUCCUCACAUCCAGCGCUGCCUCUCUGAGUUGCCUCUUUCUGGAGAGUAAAGAGGAACUCUGAAAAGGACAUUUUGGAGCCAUUGUCCCUUUGGCGAAAGCAGGAGAGACGGGGGCAGCUACACAGGGACAUCAAAGGCAACACUCAGCAUGAUUUUGGGAGGCAUAAACAGGGCCGGGGCAGCGGUGCCGACGUUCUUGCGGACCCCCACAAUGAUCCAGCCACACCUGGAUAUGAAGCCCUUCCUGCAGUUUCCCAUGGAGACCCCCCCUCCUCCACACAGCUUGAACCUCUUCCACAACUUCAAUGCGAUGGACCCGGUGCAGAAGGCUGUGAUCAACCACACCUUCGGAGUUCCACUGGUGAAGACCAAGCGGCCAGUCAUCUCCUGUAACGUCUGCCAGAUUCGCUUCAAUUCAGAGAGCCAGGCAGAAGCUCAUUACAAAGGAAACCGCCAUGCCAGGAGAGUCAAAGGUAUCGAGACCUCAAAGAGUCGUCCUCAAGAAGGGGACAAGCCUCAAACUGUGCCCCCUACCUCCUCCCCAUCUCCGCCUGGAGCCCCUGGCACCGCCCCAGACAGCGAACCAGGCAUAGCCGAUGAAACGCGGCCCCUGUCACAGUUAAACGUGCCCCUGCUGGCCCCGGGGCCCCUCCCUACUCUUACAACCCCGCCUACUCCACCCAUGGACACCCCAAUGCCCUUAGUGUGCCCCCUCCUGCCCACCUCCACUCCUCCACUGAUCCCCCCCUCUUCCUCCUCCUCCUCCUCCCCUCCUGGCUGCGGCAAUGGCAGCGCCAACUCAGAGCAGCCCGGGACUGGACCCCCUUUUUCAGGGGCCGCUGGGCCACCGGCCUCAAGCAGCCCGUCCAAUCCGGAGACAGAGGAAGACAAGGCCAAGAAGCUGCUUUACUGCUCACUGUGCAAGGUGGCGGUCAAUUCCCUGUCACAGCUGGAGGCUCAUAACAAAGGAACCAAACACAAAACUAUCCUGGAGGCACGUAGUGGGCUGGGCCCCAUCAAGGCGUAUCCUCGUCUGGGCCCAAAGCCCAGUGGAGAGCAGGGAGGGGGGCCGGUGGACCCCAAUACUCAGGAACGAACCUUCCACUGUGAGAUCUGCAAUGUGCGGGUCAACUCUGAACUGCAACUCAAACAGCACAUAUCAAGUCGAAGGCACCGGGAUGGCAUGGCGGGCAAGCCUAACCCCCUCCUCAGCCGGCACAAGAAGCACAGGGUUGCUGAUCUGACGUCUUCUUUGACCUUCUCCAAGGAUCUCACCAAAGCUUUGGGUGCAGGGCUCUUGCCAAACCCCUUGGCUGUUGCUGCAGCGAUGGCCGCAGCAGCGACCUCAAACCAGCUGGCUCUUCGUGCUGCAGCCCCCGCACCCCAUCCACACCAUCACUUAUUGCAAGGCCCACCUCUCAGCCACGCCAUCCUGAGACCAGCCCCCGGGCCUAUCCGUACCACCCACGGGCCGAUUCUCUUCUCUCCAUACUGACACAUCACCUUCUGACCUCGGCCAGUCAGGAACAGCCACUCCAAAAAGCACACUGUGAAGAUAUGAACAUGAUCAACAAACAGCAAAAUGAUAGGGGACUUAAAAAAAAAAAAAACAUUUAGAAAUCAAACUGAGAGAAAAACAUGGGAAAGGAGCAGAGGACUGGAGUAGAAAAAUAUCUCUCUUUCUUCCCUUUACCUGAAACUCUCCUUUCAUUUCAAAGACUUCUGAGUAGAUGGAAGGAGGAGAGGAGAGAUUUUCAUUAUGCAUUGAAUUCCCUUGUACAUCUCUCACCUUCCCUGGUCCCUCCUCCUUGCACUCUGGCCCCAUCAAGGCCGCCUCAAAUUGCUACAGAAGAAACACAAGCAGACCUUUCCAGAAACAUUAAUCCACAUGUAGUUUUGCAUAGUAAUUACGGACCAGGUUGGGUUCCUCCUGUCAUCACAGCUCAACGUGUUCUUCUCAUCCUAUGCACCUCAAAAUACCAAGACAAUAAUGUUAUGUCAGUAGGGUAGCUGCUUCCAUCGGUCUUUGCUGAUAGCGCCACAAGUAGCCGUGGCGGCCUCCUCGGUACUGUACAUGUCCCCUUCUGCGCCGGAGGCCAGCAACUCUUCAGUUUGUGACACUAGGUUGUCGCUAGGAACAACAUGACUUCGGCUGACAGGCAGGUGAUAGCCGCAUUUGAACAUGUCUGAUGGUUGUACAAUAGGGGUGGGGGGUGGAAUGGAAGGGGGGGGGGGUCAGAGAGCAGAAAAGUGACUGUGGGGGAUUGCACUCUCCUGUCAUUUCCCUGAGAGUGUGAGGUGAGAGGAGGGCUGGCAUGGGUCAGCGGAUGGAUUCACCCCUGGGCAGCAUGCAGACGAAUGCAAACGAAUCUGUGUUUUAAAAUAGACAUUACCAACAAAAACCUGCUGCAGGGCACAUCUGCCAACCUCUAUAACAGUCAGAGAGGGGCCUCACUGAAGGGUGAAACAUGCAGAAGUCACAUCUAUACUGUACUGCUGCAUUUGAUCUCAAGCUUGGAUUGUGUUUGAUGGCAAUACUAGGUUGUUUUUUUUACAGUAAUUACAGAUACUGCACUUGUUAGAGCACAGUCCAAAGCUGUACAGUGGCACACUAAGUCACUUUUAAAAAGAAACAGUUUGAAGUCAUUGCAUCCUGGUCUUUAUUCACUGUGUGGGUGGGGAAGUAUGAAUAAGGUGUGACCCUGUGCACUGAUUUAUUUAUCUUGUUACUGCAUGUAGCCUCGCAAUAACGUUCUGUAGGGUCAGGCCUCUGCAUCAUCGGGUUGAACUCUUCCAUUCCUGCCCUGCCCUGCCCUGCCUCCUCCUCCUCCUCACAUCUUUCAUAUCUAAAGGUUCAUAAGAGUGUAAAGUAAAGGGCAUGUCGACACUGGCAAACCAUAAAUGCUCAAAGAAAACAAAUUAUAGAGAGGAAGAUGAAAGCCAAACACAUUCUUGGAGAAAUUUGAUCUUGAGCGGGAGUGACAACCGAGCCAGUAGCCCAGCGAGAACCCCCAAGAGCGGGAGAGCAAAGAUGUCCAGCUCAAGGCAUCCAUCAAUACUUCCUGUCUUACAACUGAAAGCCAUGAAAUGCACCAUGAUUUGUUUUCUCUUACAAAGAAUGGUGAGCACUUUGUUUUGUUUGGUGUAGGACUGUUUGGUUUUUUUCAUUUAUAUCACACAUUAAAAAAGAGCAAAAAUAGAAAAGACAAUAAAAAUAUUUUUGUAGGCAGAAAAGGUUAAUAAGUGCAAAGAUGAAGGGAAGGGAAGAAAAGGGUGGAAUCACAGUUGAUAAAUCAGAUACUUGUCGAUUGAAAGCAGCAAUGGGGCGCCACAAAAGCUAGCUGAGCAGCAGCAAACUUUCACCCUCUUCUGAACGAGGUGUACACUGUGCCCUUUCAUUGAGAAGCAAUGAGCUCUAAUGUCUUACCUUUGUCUGAAUAUUGCAAUGCAAUGAGCAAUUUUUAUCAGAGUGACUUGUUAUCAUUGUGACAUGUUGUGACAUGUUGUUUGCAGUCAUGUGUAAACUGGGAGCAGCCAGCGAUUAGACUUUUCUGUUCUUCCAUGUGGAGUUCAAGCCCUCGAACGGACUGAGAAAAGGACAGAGAGAGUGACAGAGGUGUAGCUGGGCUUAGGGACCGACCCUUCAUAUUAAAGGGCCUUUUUAACUAUGGUAUUCUCUGCUUGGGGAACAGGGUACAACGCCAGGUAUCGAGGGAUUGAGGCUAAUUUUAUGAGUUGGACUCACUGAGUUGCUUUAUUUUUUUCUGUGUGAGAAAUGUUUUUUAAGUGAAAACCAUGAGGAACAUUAUCUAUGCCAUUACUUAAAGAAGAAGCUGGCUUGGUGUCAACUUCCACCGUUGUGCUCUUUUUUUUCCUUUUUUGUUGCUGAACAAAGCAUCUAAGCAGAGUUCAGUUAACGAGUGAGAAACUAUUCCAGGAUCUGUGCUCUCCUACCUGUUGGUGUGUGUACCAUAUGUAUUCUAGUGUGUGUUGGGACCUGCUCUCUCCCCACUUCCCACCAGAUACAAAGGGCAACCUGGACUUUUUAAGUAGCCUAACACAAUAAUGGAGACAAAACAACCCUGCACAUGUUUGGUUUGGGAAGAUUGAUCAAUUAUUCUGGUUUCAAUCGGAGACUUGAUCAAUGACUGAACCUAAUCAAAGUACUGCAGUCUUAUCCCUGGUAGGUCAGCCAAGUAGCAGCACCACUGAUAUGUUCAUAUUGUCCUAGAUAUGUCCAUGAUGUGGUAAUUCCUACUGAUUCAUCCUCAUUAUUCACAUUUGGGAAAUAAAUGUUAGAUUUUCUGGGCAGAUAUUUCAUGUUAGCUGUGUUUAGGCUACUAGCCUUAGCCUUAUUCUGCCCUAAGCCUCUCCCAGAGCAGAGAGAGAGAUGGAGAGGCUAUGGUGUAAUUUUGUCUUGCCAAUAAAGUUAUUUUUGAAUUUCAUUGUCAGAGGGGACAAAGAGUUUGUAUGGCGAAUUGUAGCAAUACCUGACUCAUUCUGGCUACUCUUGUUUAUUGCAAUAAGAAAAUUAAACAAUAAAUGUGUAUGUGAGUAAAACAUUAUAAAUGUAAUUUAAAUGAAAAAGAAACUUUAUGGUCAAUACUGUUGGUAUUGAGAGAACCAUGGUGGGAAAAAAAAGUAAAUGUCAAUAAAUCAUUAAAUGAAA
This is a messenger RNA of Notolabrus celidotus (New Zealand spotty), 5235 nucleotides long. It is a transcript of the gene znf385a, whose product is annotated as zinc finger protein 385A. Gene Ontology annotation, molecular function: nucleic acid binding; zinc ion binding. Lineage: Eukaryota; Metazoa; Chordata; Actinopteri; Labriformes; Labridae. The transcript is spliced from 8 exons. The record is from RefSeq and is a predicted model, not a curated record. Bases 715 to 2061 code for a protein of 448 amino acids. Gene Ontology annotation, cellular component: nucleus.